This is a messenger RNA of Prunus armeniaca (apricot), 1419 nucleotides long. NCBI's taxonomy places the organism in Eukaryota, Viridiplantae, Streptophyta, Magnoliopsida, Rosales, Rosaceae. The record is from the annotation of a GenBank genome assembly.
AUGAACUCGCUGAGAAAUCUCUGCCUAUUAGAAUUACAAGCCUCUCCUUUCCUUUCUCUCUCUCUUUAUUUUCAAACGCCAAGGCCACCCACAACAACAACAACAAAGACACCUCAGCUCGUGACCCUCUUCUCUUUUUCCUCUGCUCAUUUUCAUUACACCAAAAGCAUAUUCAAGGAUAGGGCCAGAAGUCAGUCAAGGACCAAUAGAUCCAUGUCCCUUGGAGGCAUGGAUUAUCCAGAUCCCAAGAGGAAGAACAAUUUUGUAGGAAAAAUUCUUCUGGCUGCUACCCUUACAGCAUUAUGCAUUAUCAUGCUGAAACAGUCCCCAUCUUUCAAUACCCCAAGCAUGUUCUCCCUUCAUGAAUCAGGGGUAACCCAUGUCCUAGUAACAGGAGGUGCUGGAUAUAUUGGUUCACAUGCUGCAUUUCGACUUCUAAAGGAUUCAUAUCGUGUAACUAUUGUGGAUAACCUCUCACGGGGAAACCUAGGUGCAAUCAAGGUUCUCCAAGAACUAUUUCCUGAACCUGGAAGGCUUCAGUUUAUUUAUGCUGACUUGGGGGAUGCAAAAUCUGUUAACAAAAUUUUUUCAGAAAAUGCUUUUGAUGCUGUGAUGCAUUUUGCAGCUGUUGCAUACGUGGGGGAAAGCACCCUUGAUCCACUUAAGUAUUACCACAAUAUUACGUCGAAUACCUUGGUGGUUUUGGAGUCAAUGGCUGCACAUGGUGUGAAGACUUUGAUAUAUUCUAGUACAUGUGCAACAUAUGGGGAACCUGAGAAGAUGCCUAUUACUGAAGAAACUCCACAGGUCCCAAUUAAUCCAUAUGGAAAAGCUAAGAAGAUGGCAGAAGAUAUUAUCUUGGAUUUCUCUAAGAAUUCAGACAUGGCAGUCAUGAUCCUCAGGUACUUCAAUGUGAUUGGGUCGGAUCCAGAGGGCAGAUUAGGCGAAGCCCCCAGACCUGAGCUUCGUGAGCAUGGACGAAUAUCAGGUGCUUGUUUUGAUGCAGCUCGCGGCAUUAUUCCUGGGCUAAAGGUUAGAGGUACAGAUUAUAAAACAUCUGAUGGCACUUGCAUAAGGGACUAUAUAGAUGUCACUGAUUUGGUUGAUGCUCAUGUGAAAGCUCUCGAGCAUGCACUGCCCCGUAAAGUGGGAAUCUACAAUGUUGGCACUGGAAAAGGUAGUUCAGUAAAGGAGUUCGUGGAGGCAUGCAAGAAGGCAACUGGGGUGGACAUUAAAGUUGAUUUCCUUCCCCGUCGGCCUGGCGACUAUGCUGAGGUCUAUAGCGACCCGUCUAAGAUCCUGCGUGAACUCAACUGGACAGCUCAACACACCAAUCUUCAAGAGAGUUUGCAGGUUGCAUGGAGAUGGCAAAAGUCACACCGUGAUGGGUACGGAACCCCUUUGGUGAUGUAUUCUUGA